CUGUCAAAGUCAGUCAGUUCGGAAAAUAUGGCGGCUGCGGUGAAUGAGUUUGAGCCAUGGCUUAAUAAUAAAUUAAAAUCUCUUAAAACUGACGAAGGGGUAUUUGGAUCUUACAUAACUGGUAUAUUAGAUAGCGAAGAUUCUAUUGAUGAUAAGAAAGAUGCCCUGGAGGAUAUUCUUUCCGGAAUCGUGGAUAGCGACAUCGCCUUUCAUGUGAAUGAGAUAUUAGAGAAGUGGGAGAAAAGUCGUCCUAAAGACGAGACCCCAAAAACGGCUACAGAUGUUGAUGUCCAGCUAGCAAAAUUAUUAGAAUCUCAGUCGCUUGCUACCACAACUCGUCGAGAAUAUACAGAUGAAGAGAAGAAAAUUCGAGAAGCUAUAUUAUCGCAGUAUAGUCAGCUGUCUGAUAAUGAGGAAGAGAGUGCACAGGAUGAUGAUGCGGACAGUUCUGAUUUAGUCAAAAACACAAAUGCUGCAGAUGUAGCAGCUGCCGCACGUGAACGCCGAGAACAGGCUCGUCAAGAAGCCCAACGAAAAAAAGAGAAAGAUAAGGAAGACAGAGAGAAACAGAAACAACUUAAAGAAGAGAAAAAGGAAAAGCGAAAGACACAAAAAGGUGAACGCAAAAGGUAGCAAUCUAAAUAUGUAAAGUAAUUUAUUAGUUUUAUUAUUUAGUUAUUCCUACAUACUGACGGAAGUGUUUAGAGGACAUUGUUAUUUGUAAGACAAUGAACUGUUUACUGUAUGUAUACAUAAAAUUUGUAUGUGGAUAUUAAUAUCUCACUUUGAUACCAAAAUUGGAAACUAAAUUGCUACAGAAGCAUAGAUAGCCUAAUUUUUAAUUUUUAGUUAAUUAUUUGUAAAAUAUGAUAACAAAGAUUUACUCCAAAAUGUAUACUGAUUGAUUUUUAAAAUAAAAAGAUAUUCAUUAUAUUUAGUAACUUUUUGAUACGACAUUGGAAGAUUUUAUUCCACUGCUUCGUAGCUUUAGAGCAGUAGUUACUUUAUUUGCAGUGAUGUUUGACUUCAAUAAGUGACACCUUAUAAGGUUAUCCAAUAUUAAGAAAACAAAACUGAAGAUCAUAAAUUUCCUAAAGGAAUGUUCCAAUUUAGGUGUCAAAGCCAGUCGGUCUAAUUCUCGUCCAUUUUGUAUAUCAAUGUGAUUAAUAUUUAUAAAUUGAAUAAGUGUAAGUCAACCAUACUGGGAAGUUGAUAAUGAACAUGUAUGAAACAAUAAGAUUAUAUGAAGUAUUUAAACGUAAAUCCAAGUGAUGAUAGCUUUCAUCACUACACAUCUGGUAACAUUAAGAUGGCGGUGUAAACGAAUUUAAAGUAUUACUAUCAAAUUGUAUUGAUUAUAGACAAGGCAGGUAUUCAUUAAUAAUCAAUGUACUUAUUAUGGCAGUGUUUCUAAUUUCACACUGGGAUGUGUAAAUCAACAAACAUGACAUAAUAACAGAUAGCACUCAUGUCAGGAAAUAAAGUUUAUUAUUUCCUAGAAUAAUAUUAAAACAAAUUUAAUAAC
Amyelois transitella is the source of this 1525-nucleotide messenger RNA. RefSeq names its product coiled-coil domain-containing protein 43. The record is from RefSeq and is a predicted model, not a curated record. The transcript has 4 exons. Lineage: Eukaryota; Metazoa; Arthropoda; Insecta; Lepidoptera; Pyralidae. Bases 28 to 633 code for a protein of 201 amino acids.